GAUCAGGUCUUCAUGACCCUUAUGAGGUUACGUCUAUGGUUGCUUCUAGGCCACCUCUCCAGAAUAUUUAAAGUGCCAGUGCCAUGCGUAAGCAAUAUAAUCACAAGCACACUGGAUGCCCUUCACGAGGUGAUGCAAAGCAUCGUGAGAUGGCUACCAGCUUCCUACAUACGAAACAGCAUGCCUAAAAGCUUUGUGGAAAGUGGGUAUGGGGGCACCACCUGUAUCAUUGACUGCACGGAAGUUAACCUACAGCGACCAAAGAAACUGAUUGCAAGGGCACAGGCAUACAGCUCGUACAAAGCACACAACACUGUGAAGUUCCUGACCGCAAUUGCCCCAAAUGGAUUUACAAUGUUUGUCUGCGAGGCAUAUAGCGGCAGAGCGUCCGACAAAUUCAUCAUGAAAGACUGUGGAAUAGAGGACAACUUUGUGAGGGGAGAUGAGGUGAUGGCUGACAGGGGUUUUUCCCCUAGUCUUCACUUAGAGGUUGAAGGUGUGAAGAUGAAUGUACCUGCCUUCACAAGAGGAGAGCAGCAGCUCAGUGAGAAAGACGUGAAUGCAACGCGUAGGAUUGAGGCUUUCCGCAUCCACGUUGAAAGAGCCAUCAACCGCAUGAAGACUUACAGGAUACUUCUGCACCCUUUACCAAUCAAGUCAAAGAAGACAAUCAGCAAGAUUGUUUUUGUCUGUUUCUGGGUUGUGCAACCUAAAGCCCGCACUAAUUAG
Ornithodoros turicata is the source of this 729-nucleotide messenger RNA. RefSeq lists its product as uncharacterized. NCBI's taxonomy places the organism in Eukaryota, Metazoa, Arthropoda, Arachnida, Ixodida, Argasidae. The annotation marks the transcript as partial. The transcript is spliced from 2 exons. The record is from RefSeq and is a predicted model, not a curated record.